GUCUUUUAAUGAACUGCUUCCUUGAAAAUUGUCUUUCUGCAGGUGAUGUGUCACCAAUCAGCAUGUCUCCCAUCAGUCAAUCUCAGUUCAUUCCACUCGGGGAAAUCCUUUGCUUGGCCAUCUCAGCAAUGAACUCCGCGAGAAAACCGGUCACCCAGGAAGCGCUGAUGGAGCAUCUGACCACGUGUUUCCCAGGUGUUCCCACCCCAAGCCAAGAGAUUCUACGGCACACGCUCAACACGCUGGUGCGGGAGAGGAAGAUCUACCCAACUCCGGAUGGCUAUUUCAUCGUGACCCCGCAGACUUACUUCAUUACUCCUUCUCUCAUAAGAACUAACAGUAAAUGGUACCAUUUGGAUGAGAGGAUACCUGACAGGUCUCAGUGUACCUCUCCACAACCCGGAACCAUAACGCCCUCUGCCUCAGGCUGCGUCAGGGAAAGAACAUUGCCCAGAAACCACUGCGACUCUUGCCACUGCUGCCGAGAAGACGUGCAUAGCAUGCACGCCUCGACUCUGCAGAGGAAACCUGCCAAGGACUGCAAAGACCCCUAUUGCCCUCCUUCACUCUGCCAGGUGCCACCCACUGACAAGAGCAAAAGUACUGUCAACUUUUCGUAUAAGACAGAAACUCUCUCAAAACCGAAAGAUAGUGAAAAGCAGUCCAAAAAAUUUGGGCUCAAGUUAUUCCGGCUAAGUUUUAAAAAAGAUAAGACCAAACAGCUGGCCAAUUUUUCUGCCCAGUUUCCUCCCGAGGAGUGGCCCCUGCGAGAUGAAGACACGCCAACCACUAUCCCUAGGGAGGUGGAAAUGGAAAUCAUUAGGCGUAUUAACCCGGACUUGACCGUGGAAAAUGUCAUGAGACACACUGCAUUGAUGAAGAAACUUGAAGAAGAGAAAGCACAUCGGAGUAAAGCUGGGUCCUCUGCCCAUCACAGCGGAAGAAGUAAAAAGAGUAGGACUCAUCGAAAGUCCCACGGGAAGUCUCGGUCCCACAGCAAGACACGAGUGUCUAAAGGAGACCCUUCAGAUGGUUCUCAUCUGGAUAUCCCAGGUGACAGAGAGUAUGACUUUUGUGAUCCUCUUACCAGGGCACCCAGGGAGGGCUGCUUCAUCAUUGAACACAAAGGAGAUAACUUCAUCAUGCAUAGUAACACGAACGUGAUUGAGUCUCAUUUCCCCAUGACACCAGAAUGGGAUGUGUCUGGGGAAUUGGCCAAAAGGAGAACUGAGAUGCCUUUUCCUGAACCUUCCAGGGGAAGCUCCCACUCAAAAGUGCACCGAAGCCACAGCCAUACCCAGGACCGAAGGUCCAGGAAUGAGAGAUCCAACAAAGCCAAGGAGAGAUCCAGAUCGAUGGAUAACUCAAAGGGCCCUCUGGGUGCUUCUUCUCUAGGGACCCCUGAAGACCUGGCUGAAGGCUGCAGCCAAGACGACCAAACCCCCAGCCAGUCCUACAUUGACGACAGUACGUUAAGGCCCACACAAGCAAUUGGCCAUCAAAGGGCUCAUGUGUCAUCCACGAGCUAUAAAGAGGUGUGUAUUCCAGAAAUAGUCAGUGGCAGCAAGGAGCCUUCCAGUGCUUGUAGCCUCUUGGAGCCAGGAAAACCACCUGAGAGUUUGCCAUCCUAUGGGGAACUCAACUCUUGUCCAACAAAAACAGCUACAGAUGACUAUUUCCAGUGCAACACCUCCAGUGAGACGGUCCUCACGGCACCAUCACCUCUGGGAAAGAAUAAAGAGGAUCAUGACACUCUGACUCUGGCGGAAGGGGUGAAAAAGCUGCCUCUGUCUGAUAGGCAGGCCCCGCAUUCUUCCAGGGAGCCUGUGGGGCACAAGGAGGGGUCACCGAAAGGGCCAGGUGGGGGCCCAGCUGUUUCGGGCCCAGUGGCAGAAGGGAUCGCCAAUGGACGCCUUGUCCAGCACCACAGCGCCGAGCCCAGCAGCCUGGACAAGAGGAAAGAGAUAUUCAGCAAAGACACACUGUUCAAACCUCUUCACAGCACCUUGUCUGUAAACAGCUAUCACAAAUCGAGCCUGUCCCUCCUCAAAUCUCUCCCGAAGACACCUGCCGACACACUGCCAGGCCGAUGCGAGAAACUGGAGCCGUCCCUGGGGACCUCGGUGGCACCAGCCAUUCCUGGUUCCCAGCGUCAGCAGGAGUCCGGGGGGAACCAGGAAGCCUCUUUUGACUAUUACAAUGUCUCUGAUGACGACGACUCUGAGGAAGGGGCAAACAAAAACACAGAGGAGGAAAAAAACAGAGAUGAUGUAGGCACCAUGCAGUGGCUCCUUGAGAGGGAGAAGGAAAGAGACUUACAGAGGAAAUUUGAGAAGAACCUCACCCUCCUUGCCCCAAAAGAAACCGACAGCAGCAGCAACCAGAGAGCCACGCAUUCGGCACGCCUCGACAGCAUGGACAGCAGCAGCAUCACUGUGGACAGUGGAUUCAACUCCCCACGCACUCGGGAGAGCCUGGCUUCCAACACGUCAAGCAUUGUUGAAAGUAACCGUCGUCAGAACGUUACCUUGAGCCCGGUGCACGGUGGGGCUGGUCCGGCUUUCAGCUUCCGAGCAAGUACGGACCCCGCGACGAACGAAGCUGAGAAAUUACAGAAACCUUCCAACUGCUUGCAGGCUUCUGUUACCAGUGUGUGACUGUCGUUCUGCCUCAGAUGUCCUGGCUCCUCCGACACAGCCAAGUUUACGACACUGGGACUGAUGUUUACAUCUUGGGAAAGACGAGCAUCUCGACCGCAGUUUUUGUGUUUACUUAAACUGUGCCGCUGAGUAGGCUAGGGCAAAAAACAAAAAUCUUUAUUUCGGAGUAUUGCUUUUCACAUGUAUGGCUCUGUAGCAACCGAAUAGCAGUAGUAGGGGUGAUAUGUAUACUUUUGCUUCACUACUUGUAACUGAGCACACAUAGGAAAGUCUAGACACUGUAAGUGUGAUAUGCAUUCCAAUGUCAUGAAGUUGCCAAUUCCAUUUUUAAAUGCCACAGAUGUGUGUUGCUCCCAGUCUGUGGUCAGAGGGUGCCACGGAACUGAUCCUUGACACUUCCAAAAACAAAAACAAAAAAAACAAAAACAAAAAAAGCGUAAGCCACCACAAAACGUCAAAUGCGAGGGUCCGCCUUGAGGGAGAUCAAGGUCAGACUGACCAGAAGGGACCCCGGCCCCUUGUGUGUGAAUUGUUCAUGCACCAGUCAUUUCUCACUGUGAGUUUUCGUGACAUGAUUUUGCAGGAGCCCGUGGAAGUGUGUCAGAAGGGGUCGUGAUCGAAAUUCUGGGAGUGUCUGUUUUCAGGAUUUUGUUUUUAAGUGUAACAGAUGCUUGUCUGAGUUUUUAACCUUCCAUAAUCACAAACAGGAAUAUAGGCCUUUGAUUCUGAAGUGGACGAAGGAAGGGGAUCCCCAGCCUGGCUGGGGCACAGCACUGAGUGAUGGAAGAGGGAAAUGUGGACUCUUAACUGGUGUUAAUCAAAUAUUUAAGGAAGAUAAUUUCCUCCUUGUGAUACUUAUGAUGAUCCUAUCUUACUAUAAUAGAUAACGAUAAUUAGUUUGUUUAAAAGCAAAAUGUUCUUUGUGAUACAAAUGAAGAGUAUGGCCUGGGGAUGUUAUUCUUUCUAAUGGAAGGACAUUAAUCUAUUUUAUGUAGUUUUAAAUAGAAUGCCUAAAUUAGGCUAUGGGAGAUCAUUUUUAGUGGUUAUAGGAAAGAGCAAAUUUAGGGAGAGUUGAACUUCAGGCCUUUUAUUCCUGGAAAGAUAUCUAUAGAGAAAACUUUAAAAAGUAAUUUUUGAUUAGAACUAUACAUGUGCCCAUGUACUUACCAACAGGAUGUGCUCAUUCUGCAAGUAUGGUAUAAUCCAAACUUGUACUCCCCCCAAAAAUCUAUCAGAAUGACAAUUAUGCAUACAUGAACUAUGCCAGAGUGAUGUUUACAGAUACUUUGUAACCAAUUUCAGGAGGCGUUUUUAGGCGGAUGUAUAGUUAUUGGCCCAACUUAUUUCAGAAUGGUUUGUUAACGUUUUGCUUUGGUUUACAACAUCAUGUUGAAUAUGGAGAAGACUCUUAGCAGCAAAGGAAUACAAAUAACCGGGCUUCCACUUUACAGAGAAGAGACACUUCCAAGUUCCCCCAUUUUAUUGAGAACCAUGGUAGAUACUGAACAGGUAUUUGCAGAAGGGUUACAUGUGACACAAGUAAAGUCUGGCAAAACGUUUUAGUUUAGUGGCACGUGAUGUUUGGAGCCACAGACCGUAAAAUACAUACCCAAAAAUAAAUCUAAAGUCUUUCCGCCUCGGACUUCAGUAAUUGGCAUAAAAAUGUGUGACACAUUUCUGCUUCAGUAUUAGGUUCAAUCCCUAGGGAUCUGUUUAAGGAACGCAGUCCUACACAUAGUUGGACUGAUUCUUGAAACAUAUGGAUACUCCCUCAUGCGUUUUCAGAUAUUUGCAAGUUGCAUUGAGUCAAACUGGACUCAUCAAGCUUAGAUUCCUUUUUUUUAUGCCUCUGGUGAAACGUCAGCACGUUUCUUGGUAAGCCCCUAUGCCACUAAAAUGCUUAGGUCAGUUGGCUUUGAGUCUCAUGCCUUAUUUCUUCCAAGGCAUGCCCUGAUUUCCCAGAAAUGAACUAUUUGUCUCAUGGCUUAAAUAUGUCCGGAAGGAAUGAUAAUGUAUCUAAUAGACUAUACACAGAGUCUAUUUCCUUGGGGAGGCGUAUACCAUACGGAUACUAAAUUCUUCUGUCUAAAUUCGUUUUGGGUUUUUUUUCCCCCCAAAAAAACCUGCUCUCAAGUGCUGAAUCAUACCAUCAGUUCAUAAAUAACGUAACCAUUGAAACAAUACAUCAGCCUCUAGUUGAUCCUCUGAAAAUGGCCAUUAUUAUAAUCAAAUGCUGUGUGGACAGGAAAGGAAAGCAUUACCCUUUAAGAGAAGCUUUAAAAUAUGACUUUAUCAAUAGUUCACAAGAAAUAGGUUUACAGAAGAUGUUAUUCAAAUAAAACGUGUAUACCAUUAGCCUGAUGCUACGGGGUACGUGAUUUUAAAAACAACCAGAAACUCCCUUAGACCUGGAGCCAUUAGUGUAGAAAAGAUGGGCUUUAAAGACCGUACGAUGGAAGCAGACAUUCCGUGUGGAAAUAUCCCUGUCUGAAUCUAAUCAGGAUUCUUGGAUGGGGGAGGAGUGAGGCGGCAGGAAGCGUGUUACAGAUGUGACCCGAGAUGGUCAACGGCGAGCUUCUCAGUGACCAAACGCUCGGCCCGCACCAACGUUGCCAGCACCCGUUUCCUCCCCUGCGCUGAUAGCUUUGUGUUACAUGGCUGCUUAUCCAGUCUUCGCUUAGAGUUUCUUAGCUGGAAGGUUUACAAAACUGAAUCUGGUUGAAUCUCUGCGUAGCGUUCAACUUUCAAGGGUCAACCCAUCUGUCGGCAUUUUGCACACGUAUGUAUUAUUAUGAUACAGCAUAUUACUUUAUGGUAAUUUUUAUUUUUACAUAGAACUACCUCCAUAAAUUUGAUGAAGCGGCAGCAGUGUGUUCAAGUGUAUUGUUCAGAAAAGCAAAGUUGAAAACUUUCGUAAACAUUCGGCCAUGGCGUUCUGUGUGUGUGUCAGUGGCUGCCCGUGUGGGCUAGUGACUUUUUCAUGGCCGUGGUUUUGUUUUACGGCAUUAUUUCGCUUUCAGAUGUAAACCUGUCUCUCCUCUCUAUCCCACAAAAGCACACUCGAUUUUGUUACGAACGAAACGAAGUUGAAAUUUCUUGUCUUUCCACCCCACCCCACCCCACCCACCCCAUUCCUGCCAAGAGUUCUCUCUGGCAAAGAGCCGAUUGGUACACAUAAUUUAGCCAGCUCUCUACUCCUGAAAGAAUCCGAUUUGAAUUCUAGGUUUUCAGUAGAAGUCACACCAGAUAUGUGGACCGUGCCGGCUUUGAAGUACUUUGGGCCUCGCUGCUUUCACGCACACACUACCAUAUCGAGCCCAAACUUCAUUUUAAUUAAAAGAGCAGUGCUGUGUACUCACCACGUGUGCUAAAUAAUUUGUAUUCCAUUUUCUAUAUUUUGCACAUCUCAGGGGACCUUAAUGAGCAUAUGAAAAGGGGGGUGCCAUCAAAUAGAGAAAACUAACAGAAGAGCUGAAUGGGGACCAAGCAGGAUAAAAAUACCAAAUUACUGCUUCUCUGAUGUUGUGAAGCUCAAGUUCAGGAAGCAUAAAUUGAAAGUUAAGCUGAAGUAACGAUGAUCUGAACACCAGCUGUUCCCAAGUCUCCCUUUCUUAGAGCCCAGCCAGUGGUUCGAAGAUGUAAAUUUAAAUUAUAUCGCGAUCGCCAUGGGGAAGAAAAAACCCUGUUUGAUGAGAAGAAAAGCAUUGUGCGUUUUUUGUUUGUUUUUUUUUUUUUUUAGGUUGGCACAGCUCUGUAAAACCCUACCCAGGACGAACCACAUAUUGCCACCAAGUGUACUUGAAAAUAAAGUUUUUAACUUAAAUUAUAGGCGUCUUGCUCACUAUACAAUAGUGAACCUAUUUUGAAAAGUCUCGCCAUUUAUAACAUGGGCAGCAUUUGGAGCUUGAUUAAAAGCCAACAAACUAUCAUGACUUUGCCCGUUCAUUUUGGGAUCGCAAAGUGCUUGCAAAACAUUCAGAUUGACAAUUAACAAAGCAGGUCCUGUUUGUAACACCCAUACUUGAAAUGGACAAACAGAAGCAGUGACUUAAGAUUACCCAGAAACUCAGUGGCAGCUACCAGUGACCUAUUUUCUAACUGAUAGACCAUCAUGAGAAAUCACUAAAUACAAUGCUGUUUUUUCUGAUGUGUGCUAAUAAAGUCAAAGGAAACAAACACAACUGUACACUUUUGUCCAUUUUCAUUCAAAAAGUUCAGGGUGUUUGGAAUUUUACAAAAUCCACCCAAUGCCAUUGCGGUCAGAGGCAGAUCCCAGACAUACACCCUAGUUUACAGUUUCCUCUUAGGCUUCUUUAAUUCCUGUGCUAAAAUACCAUCUUUCAGGAACAUGUGCUCCUGGCAGUGGAAGGUGCUGAAACAGAAAUCGUAAUUUAGAACUUUAUCAAGUACUCUUCACAGUGCUACUUUCAGCACAACAGAAAUUCAGUACAACGUAUUGAGUCCUACCUGUAAGAAUCUGGAUUUCCGAGGGAGCUGAUCUAGUUCUAAGUGUUUUCUCAAACUAGGAGAUAUCAGAUCCUUGCUGGGGACCUUCUCCAUUGCCACGGGCCAGGCACAGAACCAGCCGGAAGCAUGCUGUCAGGCGACAGCAGACCCCAAGCAGAAGCGAUCCCGCCUUUUCCCGUCCCUCCCCGCCCUCCUCCCCCACCUCGCCCAGUACUGUCCUGCCCAUUCUCUUCUUUCUCUUCUGUUCUCGAGACAUGCUUCUGCACGUGUUUAGGCUCAGGGAAGCCAGGACACAGGAAGGACGAAUGCAAAAGCAAGGAAACCACUGUUUUGCUUUGGGUUAAUAAAAUAUGGGCAGGAAGGAGAUUACGAUCAGUCUGAUCUUUGCCAAGUAAGAUAAAACAAUCAGCUGUCACUCAGUCAUUCUCCCAGAAGGUUCUACAGUAUUAAGGAUACAUCUAAUAUUUUCCCAUAGAUUUUUAUUUAGGAGACAUUUCAUAAAUUAUAUAUACGAAAAAUUUCAUGAUUAAAUUUCCCAGUGUGUUGAAAAUAGGCACUGGCAUGUCCCUGAUUGAGUUAAUCUCCGCGUCUUUUUUAGCAGCAUCCCAGAGAGAGUCCCUAGUGAUUGCUCCUCCAACACAUAAUCCUGUGUUUUCACAGUUGUUCUAUGACUUACAGUUGCUGAUUUGCAAGGUAGAGAAUUCUACGAGGCUCAUGGGGGACUAAACUUUCUUAUGAUUGUAUAUUACCAGUUAUAGGGCUUUAAUUGCUCAUUGUUGGCUGCAGAUGUGAACACACAUACGCACACACGCACACACACCCUGCCAACGAGGGAAGGGGGAGUUUCACGAGUGAGGCAGCAGUGACCCUGGAAGCAAACGUAAGGCUAGAGGCUUGGCCUGUCCACGUACAGUGCCUACGCCUCCCUGUCCAAAGGCUGACCUUGGCACCCCGUUCCUUGCUCCCACCAAAAAGAGGUACCAAAUCUGAGAUCUGAGAACUCCUCCAGUGUCAGUCCUCUGCAGUUACGGAAGAUUCAUGAAGUCCACACUCAGCAGCUUCUUGCCUGCCUUUCCUCGGAGGUCCUGCCUCCCUGCCUCCUUCCCGUUCCCCCUCCUAGAUACCGAUACACCGCCACGGUUUCCACACCGGAAGCGCAAAACAGCGUGUGGUACCGUGCACACGUGAUGGGGUAGGACUAGAGCUGCCCUAGGGUCACCUUCAUGUAAGUAUUGACAGCUACAAAUUAAGGUCCUUAGAGUAGUUGACAUAGAUACUACUUUCUAGAAGAGAAUUAAAUUUCAACAUUAAGUUUAAAGGGAUCAUAAUUCUGCAGGUAUCUUUCUCUGAGUGACUGAAUGUGACUAUUGCAUUAGGGUAAAUGAAUUAAGAAGUGCAAGUGGGAUUUACUGUAUGUUAGAAAGGAGUUUUGCAGCCAAGACUGCCUUGAAUAAAAUGUGUUUGCACUGAAAAAAAAAAAAAAAACUUUAAAUUACUUGGUCUCUGGUUGCUGUAAAGGUCAUCCAAGAUGGAUGUUCUGUUUAUAUUGUAUAGUAUUUCAUAUGAAAUAAUUACAGUUCAUGAAAUGUCUUCCCUAAUGUUACUGAUUUAUGACAGCACAUUUGUAACAUGGUUUUUAUCGUGCCGGUGUGCCAUAUUGUAAAUGAUGAUUGACUUGUCAUGCUUAGUAUAAUAACUUAAAAGGAAAAAAAAGCACAGGGAUUUUUGUAAGUCUAUAUUUGAAAGUCCCUCCAUAUGGUAAUAUUGUGUUCAUGUUGUUUAUGUAGUGUUGUGUGAAAUAUCCAUUUUGGAUUGUGUUACUUUUUAAGAUAUUAAAUAACAUUUGGUUAUA
Messenger RNA from Lynx canadensis (Canada lynx), 8979 nucleotides. RefSeq names its product storkhead box 2 (gene STOX2). NCBI's taxonomy places the organism in Eukaryota, Metazoa, Chordata, Mammalia, Carnivora, Felidae. The record is from RefSeq and is a predicted model, not a curated record. Gene Ontology annotation, cellular component: nucleus; cytoplasm. Gene Ontology annotation, biological process: positive regulation of transcription by RNA polymerase II. The transcript is spliced from 3 exons. Gene Ontology annotation, molecular function: RNA polymerase II transcription regulatory region sequence-specific DNA binding; DNA-binding transcription activator activity, RNA polymerase II-specific. Bases 9 to 2657 code for a protein of 882 amino acids.